AUGGCUGCAAAGGCCAGCGGUAGGCUGCUGUCUCUGCUGGGCCAAGUCCGGUCCCUGGCCCCAGCAGGGUGGUUGCUGUCUAGUGGCGUCCAUGGCAAGGAGGUCACGGGCUGCCUGUGGAGGUCGCUGACCUUCUUCAUUGAGCUCCCCAGGGUGGCAGUCAGCAUGCUGAAUGCCUACCUGAAGUCGAGGGAGCAUCACCAACAGUUCGAAUUUGUCCCCUACCCGCAUCUCCGCAUCCGGACCAAGCCCUUUCCAUGGGGAGAUGGAAACCAUACUCUGUUUCAUAAACAUCAUAUCAAUCCUCUCCCAACUGGUUAUGAGGAGUAA
Messenger RNA from Dromiciops gliroides (monito del monte), 330 nucleotides. RefSeq names its product cytochrome c oxidase subunit 6A1, mitochondrial-like. The coding region runs from base 1 to 330 and encodes 109 amino acids. NCBI's taxonomy places the organism in Eukaryota, Metazoa, Chordata, Mammalia, Microbiotheria, Microbiotheriidae. Gene Ontology annotation, cellular component: mitochondrial inner membrane. Gene Ontology annotation, molecular function: enzyme regulator activity. The transcript has a single exon. The record is from RefSeq and is a predicted model, not a curated record. Gene Ontology annotation, biological process: mitochondrial electron transport, cytochrome c to oxygen.